This is a messenger RNA of Belonocnema kinseyi, 521 nucleotides long. RefSeq lists its product as uncharacterized. The transcript is spliced from 4 exons. The record is from RefSeq and is a predicted model, not a curated record. The coding region runs from base 1 to 408 and encodes 135 amino acids. Lineage: Eukaryota; Metazoa; Arthropoda; Insecta; Hymenoptera; Cynipidae.
AUGCGGUUCUUCGUUAAGGAAUAUUUCACGUUUGUCAAAUUGAUCGCGACUUUAUCCAAGUGGUUCGUACAACUAAAGUUUAAGUUGACAGUGAGACUGCCACAAACUGAAAAACAACCACCAGGGAGUGUGGGGAACCAUACUCCCGUACAUUCUGUGUCGACUGAGGUGCUAGCGGGAUCGAGCCUAGUGCAUUACCCGAUUUUUGUGAGGAUUGUGCGUUUUUCAAGGAGGGCGCCAAAUUUGUGGAGGAUCUUGCAAAUUAAAGGAUGGGAAGGAUUUGGAAGUCGAGAAACAAGAAUGAAAUGGGACCUGUUACUCCAGAGCGCUGAUAAAACUCGUCGUUUUCCCAUGGAACAGGUUGAUAAGAUGCCGGAUGUCGUCAGGGUGAAUGCAGGCUUCCGGUGAGGUCGGAAUCUGUGGAUCGUGGUGUCGAUGGCAGGUCGUAAAGGGGUUGGAGACUCGUCUUAGUGCAUCUUCAAGAGGUCGACUAAGGAAACGUGCGGUGAGUACAAGAUGAU